AUGGUCGUGCUUGGGGGGCUGUGCUGCCUCCUUGCUGUCGCCGUGGGUUGCGUGCCUCGAAUUGAGGCUUUUCUGUCUGCGCCGCAGCGCUGCUGCUCUGCGGCCGUCUGCACGCCUGGACUGGGGAAAGUCUGCCCCCUCAGUUCCCCCCUGCAUCUGCCUUUUACGAAAGAAACGGCAAACAGCGGCGUGCGCGCAUCGCCUCUAAAUCGAAAGCCAGCCCUCUCCCACUCUGACUCUGCCGAAUCCGCUUCUGCCCAACCAGGCAGCACUGCGGCCGUAGCAACAGCAACAGCAGAAACAGAGGGAAAUGAGGGAAUCCCCCGAGAGUUUGCAAACGAGCUGAUAGAGAGCUUUGGACUCUAUGCCGUCUCCACCAUUCAUGCAAGGGCUCUCCCAGACACCCGGGAUGGUCUCAAACCGGUUCACAGACGGAUCUUGUUUGCAAUGCAGCAACUAGGCCUGAACCAUAGUGGGCCGUUCAGAAAAAGUGCAAGGGUUGUAGGAGAAGUUCUUGGAAAAUUUCAUCCGCACGGAGACAAAGCCGUCUAUGACGCCCUCGUCAGGCUGGCGCAGCCGUUCGUCUCGCACUUGCCGCUUGUGGAAGGCCACGGAAACUUUGGCUCGGUGGAUGGAGAUCCCGCGGCUGCAAUGCGAUACACGGAGUGCAGGCUCUCCGCCUUCUGCCAGGACGCGCUCUUUAAGGACUUGCACACGUCGGCGUGUAGCUUUCGCCCAAACUUUGACGCAACGGAGGUAGAGCCGGAGUGUCUGCCUGCCCGAGUUCCUCUCUUACUGCUGCAAGGGACGGCGGGAGUUGCAGUGGGCCUGGCAACGAGCCUGCCGCCUCAUAACUUGAAGGAGGUCGUCGCCGCUUGCAUCGCGCUUAUCGAUAACCGGCGCCUUCCCGACAGCUCGCUAUACCGCCUUCUACCAGCACCCGACUUCCCCACAGGAGGCUUGCUGGUGGAGGGUAGCGCAGCGGCUUUGGCUUACAAGGAGGCAUCUACGGAAUGCGCAGCCGUACGAGAUGAGAGCGACUUUUCCGGAAUUCGCGUUGUCUUCGAGCUUUCGCCUGAAGUGCCUCCCCGUGAGGCCUGGAAACACUUGCUGGCACGGACGCCGCUUGAGGUGUCUGUACAGUGUAACUUUGUGGCCCUGAAAGACGGGAAGGAACCUCAGAGGCUUUCUCUUAGGGGACUUUUAGAGGCGUGGCUGGAGGCGAGGCUGAAGGCUGUGCGCGCGCGCACUCAACGGGAAGAGGAGUUGCUGCUGGAGGAGCAGCACCUAUUAGAGGGCCUGACAAAGGCCGCAAGCUGCAGCAAUGAGAUCAUCAAGCUGCUGCAAGACAGCGCGGAUGCGGCUGAGGCAACUCAAAAGCUUACAGAGCGUCCGUUUGCGUUCACGGAACGCCAAGCUCAAGCAUUGCUGCGCAUGCGUCUCUCCAGUUUGCUGCGGUUACAGCAGCAACAGCAACAACAGAAGCUCGAAGAGACGCGCCAGAAGGCCGUAAAGCUUCGGCACCUCCUUUCGGAUGAUAGGGAGCUGUAUGGAGUUAUCAAGGAGGAGCUUCUUGAGGUGGCCACGAAGUAUGGAGUACCAAGAAAGACGCGAUUCCUCCGAGGGGGCCCCCCGGGGAGUUCGCAGGCCAUCGAUGCUGAUGCCAUCCUUAAUGGGGGGAGAGACGAGAGUGCAGAGACACCCAAGGAUACAAAGAGCUACCUGCUACUCGUCACUGAGGGCGGCCUGUACAAGAGAAUCCCUGAGGCUGCGCUUAGCCUCCAACGCAGAGGCUCGACGGGCCAGCGCUGUCAGAGUGCGGGGGGAGUACGUGCAGCUGCAGGCACCAAGUGGACAGUUGAGGCUUCACAGUCGCUAGACACUACCAGCCGGAGCAGCAGCAAGAUGAGCGCCGUUGUAGCAGCAACGGCGUGUCGAGACAGCGACUGGCUUAUGCUCAUCUGGAGAGACGGGCGGUGCCUGUCUCUAAGGGGCCAGCAGCUGCAACGUCAUGGUCUAAAGGCCUCUGGGUCGCCCCUUGCUGCUGCAGUCUACAGCUCGCGCCGUCGCGUUACGGGCAAGGCAGCAGCGGCAGAUGGUACAGGGGAGGCAGGAGAUGUGGCAGGAGAGGGGCUGUGCUGCGUGGUGCAAGUGAACAGCGGCGAGACAGACGGCCGGCUGGUAGUCGCUACGCAGAAGGGCCUAGUGAAAGCUGUACCUCUGCGCCUGCUACUGCCCUCUGGAACGGCGAGGAAGCAGCGCCUCAGACGACUGCUGGCCCUCCGACGUGGAGAUCAGGUUGCAGGCUGUGUAACUAUAUCGGAGGGUGGGCAGCAGAAGGGGGGAGCCUCUGGAAAAGAAUCGUCAGAGGGCCUUAAGGACGAGGCUGCAAACGGCCCCACAGAGCAGCCAGCUGCCCUUCUCCUUGGGGAAUCUAAGGAGAAGGGGUUCGCGCUGAAGAAGCGCAAACUCGCUCACGACGAGACGCGCGAAAGAGACACGCUCUCCCCACCAGGAGGUUGCCAUCUUGAGCCGAGGCGGUUUCCUCGCGCGGCUAGAGGUGGCUUCUGUCCCGUUACACAGCAACAAGCGCUCGAGAGGUGCAACCCUCCUGAAGCUGAAGGAGGGGCAGCGGCAGGCAGCUGA
This is a messenger RNA of Cyclospora cayetanensis, 2646 nucleotides long. RefSeq names its product DNA gyrase subunit A. Gene Ontology annotation, molecular function: DNA binding; ATP binding; DNA topoisomerase type II (double strand cut, ATP-hydrolyzing) activity. The transcript has 12 exons. NCBI's taxonomy places the organism in Eukaryota, Apicomplexa, Conoidasida, Eucoccidiorida, Eimeriidae. Gene Ontology annotation, cellular component: DNA topoisomerase type II (double strand cut, ATP-hydrolyzing) complex. Gene Ontology annotation, biological process: DNA topological change. The record is from RefSeq and is a predicted model, not a curated record. The coding region runs from base 1 to 2646 and encodes 881 amino acids.